Messenger RNA from Arachis stenosperma, 1377 nucleotides. RefSeq names its product protein PIN-LIKES 3-like. Bases 37 to 1278 code for a protein of 413 amino acids. The record is from RefSeq and is a predicted model, not a curated record. Gene Ontology annotation, cellular component: membrane. NCBI's taxonomy places the organism in Eukaryota, Viridiplantae, Streptophyta, Magnoliopsida, Fabales, Fabaceae. Gene Ontology annotation, biological process: endoplasmic reticulum to cytosol auxin transport. The transcript has 10 exons.
CACUAUACAAGUUAAAGCUUAGAUUAAAUAAAGAUAAUGGGGCUUAUAGAUAUCUUCAUUGCUUCAUCCAUGCCGGUGUUGAAAGUUUUAUUAAUCACAGCACUUGGUUCAUUUCUUGCUUUAGAUAGUAUUAAUAUAUUGGGAACAGAUGCAAGGAAGCACUUAAAUAUUUUAGCGUUUUACGUAUUAAAUCCAGCCCUGAUAGCAGACAAUCUAGCCAGCACAAUUACAUACAAUAGUAUGGUGAAACUGUGGUUCAUGCCAAUAAACAUACUUAUCACAUUUGUGAUUGGUUCAAUUCUUGGAUUGUUGGUUAUUCACCUAAGCAGAGCACCUCAGCAUCUGAGGGGUAUUAUUAUUGGUUGCACUGCUGCAGGCAAUUUAGGGAACUUGCUUUUGAUUAUAGUCCCAGCAGUGUGUCAAGAAAAAGGAAGCCCGUUUGGGGAUCCUCAUACUUGUAGCACCUAUGGAAUAGCUUAUGCUUCCCUCUCACUUGCGAUGGGAAACGUAUAUUUGUGGACCUAUGUAUAUAACAUAGUCAGGGUCUCUACAAGAGGAACAAGCAAUUGCAAUAAUGCUGCAAGCGACCACAACGAUUCUCCAAGAAAGUACUCAGAACCAGAGCUCCUUAGUUGUUCAGAACCUUUACUUGUAUCCAACAAGAAUGUUAAGGAUCAAUAUGUUCUCCUACCCUGCACUACCUCUGAAGCAAAACAUGAGGUGGCAGGUACAGAUAACAUGUCAAACCGUCUGCAAUUAUUCCUUAGAAAGGCCAGUCUGAAGGAAGCAUUUGCACCAUCCACCAUUGGAGCGAUUGUUGGGUUUAUAGUUGGAUUGGUCCCCCAAAUGCAAAAGGCUUUGAUUGGCAAUGAAGCUCCACUACAUGUGAUUCAGGACUCAACAUCCUUCUUAGGAGAUGCAGCGAUUCCUUCUCUCACUUUGAUAGUUGGGGGAAAUCUCCUUAAAGGUUUGAAAGGAUCAGAAAUUGAUAAAAGUAUCAUUAUAGGCAUCAUCAUUUCAAGAUAUAUAAUCCUUCCUGUGUCUGGAAUCUUCAUUAUUAAAUGGGCAGCUCAACUAGGCAUGGUGCAGUUAGAUCCAUUGUAUCAGUUUGUUCUUCUGAUCCAGUAUGCAGUUCCACCAUCCAUGAAUAUAGGAGCUAUCACUCAAUUGUUUGGGAUAGGAGAGAAAGAGUGUUCUGUCAUCCUACUGUGGUCUUACCUUGUGGCUUCAAUCUCUCUAACCUUUUGGUCAACGUAUUUCAUGUGGCUUGUAUCAUAAGUCUUUUGAACCUAGGGAUAUGUUGCUAGUAGGAAUUUUGGAGGGAGAUGAAAAGGAAGGGUCCAAAGUAAGAAAGGCUACACUUUAUACUUCACGCCU